Dreissena polymorpha is the source of this 2448-nucleotide messenger RNA. RefSeq lists its product as uncharacterized. Gene Ontology annotation, molecular function: zinc ion binding. NCBI's taxonomy places the organism in Eukaryota, Metazoa, Mollusca, Bivalvia, Myida, Dreissenidae. The record is from RefSeq and is a predicted model, not a curated record. The coding region runs from base 11 to 2014 and encodes 667 amino acids. The transcript is spliced from 3 exons.
ACACAAUCACAUGACCGGAUAUCGUCUGACAUUGGUUACUAAGAUUUUAACGAUAGAGAAUAUCAAUAGUGGCAAAAUGGCUUCCAAUAUGGAGGGUUCAAUCCAUAGAGGAUGUGACUUUAUUUUUGACUUCAAUUGUUUCACCUGUCAUGAAACUAACAGAAACACAGAGGCUGAAUUUUACUGUAAGGAAUGUUCCAAAUUGUACUGUAACAAAUGUGUGGAGCAUCAUAACUAUCUUUACAAGAAGCAUGCAAUUUUGGGCAAAGAAAACAUCAGCCUAUGGCCUGAGACUGAUGUGGUUGAACAAGAGAAAUGUAAGGAGCACCGGAAAGAAAAACUGACCAUAUUCUGUGAGGAGCACAAUGUGCUGAUAUGUCAUGUCUGCCUUUUCCACAAUCAUCAGAAAUGCAGUCAUUUGGUUCUAAUAUCUGACAAAUUGAAACAGCUGCAUCAAAAAGGAGACUUUAACCAGUUGUCAGCAACUAUUUAUACACAACACCAGAAAUUGAUACAUGAGAAAGAUGACUUAGAGGAGAAUAUUAAGUCUCUUGAGAAAUCGUACAAGAAAAUUUUGGAAGAAAUCAAUGUUUUACGAAAGACCAUUAAUGAUUCUUUGGAUCAACUGGAGAAAUAUACUAAGAAGGAGAUGGACACAUUUCUGGUCACAAUGAGAACAUCAAUUCAAACUGACAUUGAAAACUGCACUCAGUCCAUCAAAAAUAUUACAUGCCUGCAUGAAGAUUUGCUGAAAAUAAAAGACAAAAGUGAAGCACUUAGUUUUAUCAAGUACAGAAAAUGUCUUGACCAGUCCCUUAAGCUAGAAUCAGUUUUACAAGAAAUGACAACAAAGACUGAAAUGACACUUACCUUUAAGCCUGAUACAACCAUCCAACAAACCCUGUCCACUCUCUCAGGAUUGGGACAAAUACUGAGCACAGCGCGACAAUCACAACCUUUUAAAAGGACAACACAGAACACGGAUAGCAGACAGAAUAAACCUAAAGAUACCAGCCAGUCUGACCCUGGACACCAAACAACUUCAGGAUUCAAGGUAAACAAAUCCAAUCCAGAAUCCAGUACAUCUAGAAGUUAUAGCCCUGGAAACCAAACAAGUGAUCUGACCAAGUUAGGACAGGUUUCUGAUCCAGUAUCAAGUUCAUCACAUAAGCUGGUCCAGGGACAUCAACCAGGGGCAGUAAGCAAGUCUGAUCAAAUCAUAAAAGUGAAGAGUAGUAAGAAGUACAGAAUGAAUAUUAAGGGUGAUUACACAUGCUUUAUAAGCAGUAUCUGUGAGACAGCUUCUGGAGAACUCCUCCUCACAGAUCUGAACAACCAUAAUGUGAAGCUCCUGGAUCAGACCUACAAGGUGGUGGCCCACUGUGUCUUGCCUAGGUCACCAUGGUCCAUGUGCAGCAUUGACUCCAGUUUGAUGGCUGUUACCGUAGAAAACAAUGAGGUCCAUUUUAUUAGAGUGACCAAUGGCCAGUUAAUAAAGGACAGGAUACUGAAGCUCCAACAUCACUGUAAUGGUAUUGCCCAUCAGAAUGGUAACCUGUACAUUACAGACGGUAGAGCUCUGUAUCUCUAUACUCUGGAUGGAAGUCUGGUGAGGGAGAUGUAUAAGGAUACAUCAGGUUACAAUGAAGUUACCUCCUGUGCAGUGAGUCCAGAUGGAGACAGGAUAUAUGUGACCAACAAUAACAGUAACCAGCUGGUCACCCUGUCCAGGGAUGGCACAGUGAUCUCUACCCUGACUGUACGUGGACUGAACUCACCGGGAGAAGCAUGUGCAGGCUUACAUGUGACUGAUUCAGGACAAGUUCUUGUGUGUGGAUACUCUACAGACACAAUCUACCAGGUGGACAGGGAUGGGAGACAGAUACUGGCAGAGGUGGUCACAAAGAAUGAUGUUGUGACUCGCCCUAUAUCUGUCUGCUACAGCAAGCACACAGGAUCAAUCCUUGUAGGAAUGUGGGACAAUAAGGACAUUAGAGUGUUUAAGGCACAGUGACUGUUGGAGUAGGAUGAUGUCCAUGUAUUAGAAUGUACACAUUCAUGAUAACAAUUUUCAUUUGAAACCGUGUUACAUUUUUGUAUGCAAUGUAUAUAAGACACAGUGACUGUUGGAAUAGGAACUAUUCAAUAUUCCCUGUAUGAAACUAUUACAAAUAUCCCAUGAAACAUCUUUUCCAAAUCGUCAUCAGUGAAAAAUAUAAAUUGAAAUAUGCUCAAAUAUCAUUAGCAAAAGAAGCAACUAAUUAGUUUAAUUUAAACUAAGUUUUAAAGGAUUUUACAAGCAUUAAAGAACAGUCUAUUAAAAUGAUUUUGUUUGAGGAUUUGUUUACUUAUUGUUUAUAAAUAUCUUAUGAUAUUGUUCAUGAUAUGCAUAUCAUUAAUAAUUUUAUGAACAUUGUCUGUCAGUGUAUUAAAUAUUUUGUAAACUUA